AUAGUCAUGAUCAAUCCUUCUUUUCUGCUGUCUUGCACGAAAACACUCGAUUUUCGUCCUUGUUUGAUUUAGUUCGUCGGAUGAACGCUGCUUCUUGGGAAUAGCACUAAGCUUUCAAGGACACUGGAAAUAAACUACAGUGGGGAAGACCAUGGCUUCCCGUAAGCGCUUUGCUCCGAGUUUGGCUGCAAGAAAGCCUCCCACACCUGCCAUUUCCACUUCAGCAGAAUCAACAGCAGCCAGCACGACUUCAGUCACAGCACCCACCGUUACUGCUCGGCCGACGUCAACGGCUGGAGAAGCCUCUGGUGCAGCCAAAAAGGUCUCGUCCAGUGAAGCACAGCCCGUGGAGAACGUAACAACAACAGCAGCAGCAGCAGCGGAAGCCACAACCACAACGGGUGUGUCCGCGGCACCUCCCAGGCCGAAACCAGUCGCCACACAGGCCCUUCCGUCGUCCUCGUCUGAGUCAGGCAGUAGUGUCAGCAGCACUGCUAGCAGUAGGCCUGAACCGGCGGCCGUCACACAAGGUCAGUCGUUCAUUGCAGCCGCUAGCGCCAGCACUACCAGCUUCUCUGCAGCAGCUCCUUCCCAGCCGAGUGUGACGUCGGUGAGAAGCUCUGUGGCAAGUGUCUCUGCGUCAGCUGUCAGCAGCACAAGUUCCGUAGCUAGUUCAACCACUUCUGGAGAUCCUCCGGCAUCGUCGCCACCUGCAACAGCAUCAACAACAACAGCUGCAGCGGGCAAUGGUGUUGUGAGUACGUCAACUGAAGAUGAUUCAGUGUUUGUCGCGGCCAAUGUCAGCGUGAGCACUAAGCAGACGCGCACGCGCAAGCGUGCUGCUCCGUCGCAGUCCACUUCACCGUCGUCGUCGUCUUCAGCAGCAAUACGUAAACCAGCGGCGAAGACGCCGGCUAAGCCACGGCGAACCCGAGCUAAGAAAGGAGCUGCUUCAACGUCUGCCUCUACCUCGACAGAGCCGACGGAGGAGAGCAGUGACAUGGCGACCAGCACCAGCACCUCGGCUAAGCCAGGUGCUAAGAAGAAAACCAGGGAAUCUCGCGGUACGUUGUCGGAAGCACCAGAACCAACCAAGAUCAGAAUGAGAGACCUGGUGCGACUCAACCCGUCGGCAAACCCCAUGUCGGGUAGUUCCGACAAAGAUAAAUCACAGGGGCAAGGCAGUACACCUAGCGUGUCCGAGGUGGUCACCACUGUAUCCAACGUGCCACCGGCAGAGUCGGUCUCGUCUCCGUCCACCGCUGAUGCUGCAAAUGCGGACAGUGAAGCUGGCUCUGUGACUAUGGCACCACAGGUGCGAGUGGCAGAGGAUGGCUCCAUCGUUAUUGACGAAUCUAGCUUGAUCUUGCAGACGACGGCAUCUGAGCGAGCUGUGGGUGAUGAUCGAGCCGUGCUCGUGGACCCCGACAUGCCGGCCACCUACACGUCGUUCAGGAAGCGUGACAAGAUGGACCGCUGGACAAAGAAAGAAACGGAGAGGUUCUUUGAUGUCCUGCAGCAAGUCGGAACAGACUUCUCUCUCAUGUCGCCUGCAUUUCCCAACAAGACACGGCGCCAGCUCAAGAACAAGUUCAAGAAAGAAGAAAAGGGAAACCCUGGCAAGGUUGCUGUCUGUCUCCGGCAGCGCAAACCAAUCGAUCCGGAGAUGUUCAAGCGACCAGCGCCGCCUGAAGAAGAAGUAGUAGUGCACGCCGCCGUGGAGGAGGCAGUUACAGAAGGAGCGGGCGCUAAAGAGGCAACGCCCGAAGAGACAGUCCCAACAACCACUGAGAGAACAGCAGUGGAGGCGACGGCCCUUGGUGGCGGGGCGGUGCCCAUGGAAGGCGUAGCCUUUGGAGGGGCACCCAUGGAAGAGACAAUCCUUGGUGCAGCCCCCAUGGCAGAGGCAAUGGUGCAGCUGCACUGAGGUUUUUUGGGUGCUUCUCCAAGCUCCUGUCAUUAUUUUAGCAGACUUGGGUCAUUUUUUUAUAUGAAUUAGGUUCUCAUUGAUGAUUAUGUUGAGAAAUAUAUUUGCGUAGUGUACACGUGUUGUUGAGGAAGUGUUGAUGAUACAGGAGCAUCUACUUGUUACCAUGGCUACAGUGUGGUCUGGCCUUUCUGUUUUUAACCCUUCAUCCGUUUUUAUGAUUUUGUGCCAUUUUUUAACCUCACGAUAGACAUAGUUCAUUUGGUAGAACCAAAUGAAAAACUGUAUCCAGUAUGCAAAUUUAUAACAUUCUCAAACUUCUGAAAUAUCUAUUUAAAAGACUGU
Messenger RNA from Sycon ciliatum, 2272 nucleotides. Its product is annotated as mucin-5AC-like. Gene Ontology annotation, cellular component: transcription factor TFIIIB complex. Gene Ontology annotation, molecular function: TFIIIC-class transcription factor complex binding. The transcript is spliced from 8 exons. Bases 152 to 1927 code for a protein of 591 amino acids. Gene Ontology annotation, biological process: RNA polymerase III preinitiation complex assembly. Lineage: Eukaryota; Metazoa; Porifera; Calcarea; Leucosolenida; Sycettidae. The record is from RefSeq and is a predicted model, not a curated record.